Bacidia gigantensis is the source of this 1614-nucleotide messenger RNA. RefSeq lists its product as uncharacterized. The coding region runs from base 1 to 1614 and encodes 537 amino acids. Gene Ontology annotation, molecular function: oxidoreductase activity, acting on paired donors, with incorporation or reduction of molecular oxygen; heme binding; iron ion binding. NCBI's taxonomy places the organism in Eukaryota, Fungi, Ascomycota, Lecanoromycetes, Lecanorales, Ramalinaceae. The transcript has 4 exons. The record is from RefSeq and is a predicted model, not a curated record.
AUGCAUCUAAAGGUGAAGCCAGCAGAGUCACAGAUUCUGAAUGCAACCUCCACCGAUUGGUUGGUGGUAUUUGUGACGAUCAAUGUGUUAUACGUAUCAUUGCGUACCAUCUAUCACCUUUACUUCAACCCUUUAGCCAAAUAUCCUGGGCCCUUCUUAGCAAAGAUAUCUUCCCUGCCAUCAUUUUAUCAUGCCUGCAAAGGGGAUCGCCAUAUCUGGCUCUGGCAAUGCUUCCAGAUUUAUGGGAGCAAGAUACGCACCACUCCAAAUACUGUCCUAUUCAACAGUCCGAAGGCUUAUCAAGACAUCUACAACAUCAAAGCCAACGUGAAGAAGAACAAGACCUAUGACGCAUGGAGGAGGAACGAGGAAGAUAUCAAUACAUUGAAUGUCACAAAUGUUGCCGUACAUGCCUACAAGAGACGAUUGCUAAAUACCGUCUUCACCGAUAGCUCGGUCCGUUCUGCGGCGAGUUUCAUCAUUCGACACCUUGACCGGUGGAAUGAGUUGUCGCUCAACCAAGAGACGCCAGGAGACUGGUCCAAGUCUAUCGAUAUGGCGAAGUGGAUGGAUUGCAUGGUCUUUGAUGUCAUGACGGAUCUUUGCUUUGGGAAGUCGGCAAACAUCAAAGAGCCCGGGCACAAUCCAUACAAAACCAUACCAGAAGCCGUUAUUUCAUACAUGCAAUUCAUGCAUCCGGUAAGGCCCAGGGGCCUCAACUAUUUACUUGACAAGAUCACACCACCCGAUAUUAAGCGCUAUUACGAAUUCCUCGAAUCCAGUGUGUCGGAACGCAUUGAACUCGAAAGAAGCUUAGAGCAAGCAGGGCAGAAGCAGGGCAAAGAAUUGCGGAAAGACAUGCUGUAUUACCUAUACCGAGCCACAGAUCCUGAAACCGGUCGUCCAGCCUAUCCAAAGAACGAGCUUCUGGCCGAAACCAGCCUCCUCAUCAUCGCAGGCUCUGACACCACCUCCGUCAGCCUUUGUGGCUUCUUCUUCUACAUCACACACUAUCCGCGUGUCUACAAAAAACUUGUCGAGCACAUUCGCAGCACCUUCUCAAGCGUCGAUGAAAUAAGCGAAGGCUCCAAACUUACGUCCUGCCACUACCUCCGCGCAUGUAUCGACGAAGCCAUGCGUUUGACCCCAGCCGGGCCCAGCGAGCUUUCUCGUACAAUCCUUCAUGGUGGCCUUCAAGUCGACGGCGAGUAUUUCCCCGAAGGCGCCAACGUUGGCACAGCCGGCUGGUCCAACGGCCACAACGAUGACAACUACGGCGGCGACUCGGAAGUCUUCCGGCCAGAACGCUGGAUCGUGGACCCAGAAAAUGGCAACACGGCUGAACAAGUCGCGCACAUCAAGUCUUGCUUUCAUCCCUUUUCCUCCGGCCCAGGAAAUUGCGCUGGUCAGAACCUAGCCAAGCUUGAGAUGAUGCUCGUGACCGCUCGGACGCUGUAUCGAAUGGACAUCAGAAUUGCGCCGGGAUCUACGCUUGGAGAGGGCAGACCAGAACUUGGAUGGGGCAGGAGAAACAGGAAUUCUUUCCAAUUGGAGGAUGCGUAUGUGGCUAUCCGUCAUGGACCUAUGCUGCAGUUUCGGCAGAGAGAAGAGUGA